CCAGUAGACCGGGCCAUCUUUGGCGGGUAAAGUAGAACCACAUAGCAGAAACGAAAAGUCUCACUUUCUUGUUCGUGGUCUUUCUCGUUUUCUUUCUUCUUCCAGACACCUUCCGUUGCAUCCUUCUUUGUUCUUGUUCCUUAUGUUCUUCGGGGUAUAAUGAGUUCUAAGAGCCUUGAGCCUAGCUAAUAAUCUCUUUGGCCGGACUAAAGAGCAUAUUAAUUAGCCUUCUCUUCUCUACAGUCAGCUUCAUUAUUCUUCUUCAUCAGGACUCAAUAUGGGGAAGCAUAUGAAAAGCGAAAGUUCGAGUCCAAGACAUGGAUAUAAUCACAAACCAGGCUGGUUAGCUGGAAUGCUUCAUGUGUUUGACUUUCACCGUUGGAGAACUAAGAACCGUCCAAUCUGUUGGAAGACUCCACGAACCCAUUCCCUUGUGUACGAAGCUAAUGAACAAGAACCCUUUCUUGUCUCAAAGAUUGAUAGUGCAGAAAAGCCAACGAGACAACUGAAGAAGAUGAUGACAACAAAGCAAGUAACCGAGUAUGUUGAUUUUCUUGAAAUCCUGAGGAAGGAAGAUGUUUCUGUCAAGAUACUGAAAGAUCCAAACUCGGAGUUCAGGAAGCAGGUGCAUAUCAAGUCUAGUCCAAGAGUCUUGCCCAAGUCAGGCUCCUUUCCUCUCUCUCGCUUGUCAAGUCCCGCUAGGAUUGAGCACAAGCUGAAGGAGAAUUGGUAUGCUCCAAAGCAGAAGGAUACCGUCUUAACUUUAACUGUUCCAAGCGAGAGUUCUCAAGGAAACAAACCAAUCUCACCUUCUCAUCAUGGCGCAGCUGAUGAUCAUGGAUUCAACCAUGCGGUGAUAAAUGGAUUCAGAGAAAUCAAGAAGAUGCUCAAGAACGUUCUUAGAGACCGAAAGCAAACCAAGAAGAGUAAGAAGCAUACGUCAGGCUCAAAAGAUGGAUAUUAUCAUCUCCUGGAACAGAGUUUUGGAAGAAAAGGUGGUGACUUGCGUUCCAAGAGCCUAAAACUUUCAUAUGAAGAGAAAAAGAGCCAACUGAGAGAUGAUAAUAAACCACAAUUCUUCAGAAGGGUUUCUUCAUUGUCCAGCCUUGAAGUUCUUGGUUCAUUUCUGACAGAACCGCCCCGAGACAGUUCAACCAGGAAAUCUGUAGAUUCUAACUUGGGAACCAAGGAAUCUUUGUUGUUAUCCGAAUCUCCAGUAAUAACAGAGAAUGAAUUAGAAAAAGACAAGGAGCAAGAGGAGAGAAACCAAGAAAAUCAAGUAGACUGUCUAAGCCAAAGUAUCCUUCAACAAGAACAAGAUUCAGUUCCAAGUUCUUUGGACAACACUGCACAAAGAACAGAGAGUUUACUCUCACAAGGUUUAGGUCUAAGUUCCCUCGAGAUUGACAAUCAUGAAGAAGAAGAUGAAGAUGCCUACUUCUGUUACGUAAAGAAUGUUCUAAAACUUUCAGGCUUCCUUGAAAACGUUUACGACGGAGAAAAAUGGCACUCAGAGGAACAACCACUGGAUCCAUCACUGCUCUACCAAGUAGACAUGCAAGAAGAAAAAGAAGUGAACAAAGAGAUUCUCUUUGAUCUUGUUAAUGAAGCUAUCAUUGAGACUCACAACCAAUCACACAUCUAUUUCCCCAAAACAUUCUCUUUUGCAUAUCCAAAUGAGAAACGUUUUCUUGAUGAGGUCUGGGGAAGAGUAGAGUGGAGCCUUUCGGGGAUAGGAGCUGAGAAUAGAGAUUGCUCAUUGGAUGAUAUUGUGGGAAGAGAUCUUACAAAAGGUGAUGGAUGGAUGAAUCUUAGAGGUGAUACUGAAUGGUUGACUCUUGAGCUAGAAGAUCUGAUUUUUGAUGAGGUUUUAGAUGAAAUGAUUUGUGUUUAUUAGUAGUUUACAUAUGUUUUAAUAAUAUUAAUACUCAGUAGUUAUACAUACAUGUAUAUAUAUGGUUGAGUGAAACAAAUUCAAGAUUUCAUACACUUUGUAAUAUAUUA
Messenger RNA from Raphanus sativus (radish), 2004 nucleotides. Its product is annotated as protein TRM32-like. Bases 278 to 1897 code for a protein of 539 amino acids. Lineage: Eukaryota; Viridiplantae; Streptophyta; Magnoliopsida; Brassicales; Brassicaceae. The transcript is spliced from 4 exons. The record is from RefSeq and is a predicted model, not a curated record.